Molecule: messenger RNA, 13368 nt
Organism: Topomyia yanbarensis
Lineage: Eukaryota; Metazoa; Arthropoda; Insecta; Diptera; Culicidae
Gene: hiw
Product: E3 ubiquitin-protein ligase highwire
Exons: 37
Coding region: 149-12832 (4227 amino acids)
Cellular component (GO): nucleus
Source: RefSeq, a predicted model, not a curated record
UGAGGUCGACCUAAACGGUAUAUCAUGCGGGAAAGAGUUCGGACUAGUUCUAGGGAGUAAUGGCAAGGUAUUCUAUUACGGAAAAGGCAGCAGUCUUGGGCUUAAAACUGUCGGUAAAAAUCCCAGUUUGAAAUUGAAUGAAAUUGCCAUGUCGAAAGCCUCUAGUUUCUCGCAAGUAUCUGUAGGGCACGAUGGUAUUCACGCUCUUCUACUAAACGAAGAUGGCACAGUAUUUUUUGCAGGAACUGCGCGUCGAGGUGAAGACGGUGAACAGUCUAAAAAUCGCAGACAAUUGAAAGCAGUUAAACCGAAAAAAAUUAGUAAGAUCGAUGGUUACUUCAUUACGAAUGUAUCGUGCAAUAACGGUACAUCUGCGUUUGUAACAAAAGAUGGAAAAUUAAUCAUUUUUGGUAAAGACACUAAUUAUUGUGAUUCGUCGGGAAUCGUGACAGGCUUGAAUGAUGCCCACAUCGUGAAAGUAGCUCUCGGAAAAGCACAUUGUGUUGCACUCGAUGCCAAAGGUCAACUGUAUACAUUUGGAUUAAACAAUAAGGGGCAAUGUGGAAGAAAGUUUACGAAAGAUCGGAGCGAUGAUACAUUCGAUCCGAAACCGAAACCACAAACAUUCAAACCUAUGUGCCCAAUUGAUGAGCACAAUAUUGUUGAUGGGAAAUGCAGGAUAUGUAAUGUAUGUCGUGAAUGUACUGGUUACAACACUGCAUGUGUUUCAUCAAAAAAAAUCUAUGUCAAUGAACGCAUUCCUGGAACCACCUGUUCCUGCGGUCACGGUAGUGCCGGUUGUUCAAAAUGCGGCAGUUGUAGCACAUGCGUUGCCUCACAAGAAAACGGAUCUUUAACAGGCGAAAGUCACAAUGAUCUUCCAACAGUCGCAGAUAAAGUUAAAGAUGGACUUCAUCGGAAAUACGAAAAUCUCCGACAUGGAGAAGAAGGCAAUCAACUCUCCGAUACGGAUGCACCCCGCGUUGCACCAGUUCCUCCACAACGAGUUGAACUGCCCGCAAAGAGUCCGAUCGUGCAGAUUAGUUGUGGGCUGCACCAUACUGUUGUGCUCACCCUAUCCGGUGAAGUAUUUACAUUUGGUAGUAAUCAAUAUGGGCAACUAGGCACCGGCGACCUCCAGCCAAUAUCGGGAGCUCAUUUGGUAAAGAUUCCGCAUAUGGUUAGUCAGGUUGCUGCUGGUAGCAAUCACACAGUAAUACUGACCACGAAGGGCAUUGUGUACACGUUUGGAAACUAUCAAAAAGGACAGCUAGGUAGACUUCCUGGAGAAACUAAUAUAACAGCCGGAUCGGAUAUGUAUGGAUGUUCAAAUAACCCAUCUGGAAGGAUUGAAUCCAGUGAUAGGACCAGCGUUGCUGAUAUACUUUUACAAAGACAAAAGUUUUUAUGGAACUGUUCAGCUGGUGCAGUUACUGGUAUUGGACCAUCUACAGGAAAGAAAGCUUCUUGGAUUGGUGCGAGCGGUGACCAAACCUUUAUUAAAAUAGACGAAUCAUUAGUAAAUGCGUCGAUGCUGUCCAAGUUCAGCGUGGUUGCAGAUAAGAACACAAUUUUGUUGAUUCCGAACAACCAGCAUCAGCUAAAUUGUAUCGCAAUCAAUAGGCGGAAUGGUAACUGUAAAGCUCACAACAUGAAUCAGUUUGAUUUUAAAACAAUCAUGGAUAAAAUGGAUGAAAAAGAUAAUCAUGGUAGUAGAAAGCGAAUGAAAGCACACCCUCCUCAACUACAGCCAUAUCACAAUGUGGAAGGAAUUCUUGAAAAUCAGGAGUUGGUACUAUCGGAGUUAGACCUUUGCAAUGAUUCAAAAUAUGCGGUUGACGUAGGCAAACAGUCUAAUGUCAGUUUUGCUUUUACAAUGGAUCCAUGUUUCAAUGUUCUGUGGGGGUUUGACAGCGUUUCAAAAAGCAUGAUGUUCUUCAAUGUUAUUGCUUCAGAAAUAUCACCAAGCACAAUGUACGCCAAGGAUCUAAUUGCUGUAUUAACACCAGAAAUAGCGCUGCCAACUCAGAUUGAUUCUGAAGUUACCCGUUAUCAAGCUUCUUUGAAUAUUUUAGCUACUCUGGACAUACUCACUACGAAUCAAAAAGCACUUAAGAAAUGCUUUGUUCCAUCGGAUGUUAAUCAUAAAGUGAACAUCGAAGGCAAGGAUAAUUGCGAGUAUAACACAGUGUGCAGAUUCGAUAGCUUUGGAGGUGGAUGGGGAUAUUCUAGCUAUAGUGUUGAAGCCAUCCGGUUCAUGAGUGACACAGAUGUUAUUGUUGCCGGUUUCGGAAUGUACGGCGGACGGGGUGAAUACACGUGCAAAUUAAAACUGUUCGACCUAGGCUAUGAUGGAGGUACAAACGAAAAAGAUGGCGUGUUAAUAUCCGAAGUUGAGGAGGUCUCAUUUGAAUGUCCGUCGAAGUGCAAAUAUAACAUUACUCUGCCGAGUCCGGUUUCUAUCAGCGCCGAACGAUGGUAUUUAGUAUUGGCUAAGAUCUCCGGACCUUCGUCUGAUUGUGGAUCCUCAGGGCAAUCCUCGAUCUCAACUUCAGACAAUGUGCUGUUUCAUUUCAAAACGUCGAAAAAAGCUAACAACGGAACCAACGUUAGCUCAGGCCAAAUUCCGUCCAUUUUGUACAGGAUUAUUUCUCUGAACAGUAAAACAGUGUUUCCACCAGUUUCGAACGAGCCCGUGUGCAAAAUUUCCAAAUAUUUUGCCAACACUCUCACUAAGGAUUGUUUUGAGAGUUUAGUUAUGUUACUGAACUGGUCGUGGAGUUCAUUUAAGGUUUCUACAGCGGAUAUUCUAGAAACGCGGAAGACAAACCAAAACAUAAUCUCGCUCAACAGACUUGUGUACAUCUGUAAAGCGAGUUUGAGACUUUUAAGAAAAUACAUAAAUGACAUAUACCCGUACAAUGGAUUUAAUAGCAACGAUAAAUCAGGCAACAAAAUUAAGACCAUGAACACUCGCACCGAUUCAAAACUAGAAAAAUCUCCAAAAUCAAAAGCAUAUGAAGGAAAUGGUCUAGUAUCGUCGUUGGACAGCAAAUCAGAUCUACUUAAAGUCAAUGACAUCAAUAUCAUGGAGAUUAAUACACCAAUGUCAAACAAAAAAGUAGUGUCUGAAAGUAUCCAACUAGCUGAAUGCAUCGGAGAUGUGCGCGCUUUGUUGACACAAAUACUUUGCGAUGAGUUGCCUUAUCAGUCUGGAAACGACAUAUGCUCCAUGAUUCUGGAUGUACUUGAUGAGUGUCAUACGACGUUCGUUAACUGUUUUAAUGCAUUUUACCCAACUUCUUUCCUUAAAUGGAAUUGCAUAUGCAAUCUUUUAGCUCAAAUCGAUAAGGGUAUUCUGCAUUCACGGUUGCUAAGCGGUGUUUUGGCCGGACUUUGUGAUCCAAAUAUUAACUUACGAUCAACGUUUUCCAUGUUAUCUCCUAACGUGGAAUAUAAAUCCCUUACUAGUCCCAGUGACAAUCUGGGUUUUCCGAUGCUGGUCAGUUCUGAAAACUAUCAAUAUCCGAUUUUAGUUGAGCAGAUGUUGUAUCGAACGCAAAAGGAAAAAACAAUUACUUGCAAUUCGUGGACAUUCAAAGACGUUUUGAACCGUUUGUUGGAUAUAAUAGCAAAACCUAUUCGAUUGAAAAUCGAAAACAUCUAUAACAAUCAAAACACUGACAUUUACAAUGGCGAUGGAAUGAAGCGACGCCUGAAUAAUAACUUAAUUAGAAAUUCUUGUCGUCUGUUAUCCAAGGUACUGGCAGAAAUUAUCUAUCAGAAUUGCACGAUUGAUAUCGAGACAGCAAUCGUCCCGUCAAACGUUCUGCAUUCAAGCGGGAAUCGAUUUGCAAAAGUGGAUGUUAGCAAAACGUGGAACACGGGAAACUUUGGUCCAGAUGCAAUUGCAUUCACUGUAGACAGACCUGGAAUAUCGAUUGCUGGAGCUUGUGUAUAUUCUGGUUCUGGUAGUUACGAGUAUCAACUGGAAUUACUUUAUGACAGCAUGGAAUCCAAGAGUCAACUACAACAUAAAUGGGAAGUAAUUGAGUCGUUUGUGGGCGCAUACGACCAGAGUAUGGUUAAAAACUUCAUGACCGAAAUAAAAUUUGAUCGGGCGAUAAGUAUCAAGGAAAACGUUCGUUAUGCACUGCGCUUGUGCUCUCAGGGUGCACGAACCUGUUCCGGGGAUGGAGGUUUUGCAGCGAUUCGUGGUCCUUGUGGUGCAACGUUUAAGUUUUAUCCCUGCGAUUUAAGUUUCAACGGAACUACACCUGCUAGAGGUCAGAUACCUUGUAUUUUGUAUUACAGUAUUCCCACGAUCAACGAUAGUUAUUCGGGAAAAUACAGUAAGGAAUCUCAUGCCCGGGAUAUUGCGCUACAAAUCUCUUCCGACGUCACAACCAGAUGUAAAGAUUUGUUGAUUCACGCUAGAAAUGCGAUAGCAUUUUCGUCAACAUCAAGCGAUAAAAGUUCAAAUUCUUCUCACAAUACACACACAGUGGACUCCGAACAUAACAUCACGCCAAUUGAGGAGCAUCUUGAUGUUGCUUGGAUAAACAAUUCAGAUAUAGCAAAUGUCAAUAAUGUAACAAGUAGUAGUUUCGAUCACAACAAUUCAUCCACAGCGAAAGAUAUAACUAAGCGCAUCGAAAAUUUUUCAAAAGGAAUUAUUGAAACGCUAAAGUUUGAUAAAAAGUCCAGGAAUUCAAUUGACUUUGAUAUUGAGAUUGAAAUAGGUGCUGAAGAAAUAACACCGAAUGAUUAUAUUGACGUUAGAAACAACAAGCUGGACUCUAUAUCCAACGGAAACACUUCCGGGCUUGGAAUGCACAGCAAGGCAGACAAUUUCUCAAUAUUGAACGAUGCGGGAAGUGAUGCGGAGGAAUUUAACAACCAAUUAAAUCAGGAACGUAUUAUUCAGCUGUUUUCUGCUGAAGAUUCUUGCCUGUUUACGAUGCUACUGCCGUUAACAUUUGCACAUAUUGGGCCACUUGUCUGUAGUAAUCUGAAGAGUUCGGUGGAAGUUCUAAGUUUAAUUCGGGCCAUUUUACCGCACGUUUCAGCCUUAAAUCAAAUUAAUAAUUUUAAGCUGUAUGAUUUGGGUAAAACCGACAUCGGCGAAGCAAUACGUAAAAGCAUGAACUCAGAUCAGAAUGAUUUAUGUACCACUAGCCACUAUUAUUGCAUAGUCGAAAGUGAGCAUCCGUACAAGUCUAGUGCAGUGACAAACUACAGGGUUGAAUUUCCCCCUAGUGUGCGCUGGAUGACUAUUGAGUUUGAUCCCCAAAGUGGUACGGCUCAACCGGAGGAUUACGUCUACGUGAAGAUUCCUAAAUAUUAUGAAAUCAAUAAAAUGGAAACAGCUUUCAUAAACGACAACUAUGCAGCUACAGUAAACACUCGUAAAAGUAAGGAAGUUAAAGUAGAAAAUAACAUGAGAGCCGUGGGCUUUAAUAAGGUAGAAUCUGCAGAAAUUGAGUGGAUUAAUAUUAAAAAGUUUAACACACCUCAAAAUUGGUGUAACAAUGCGAUCGUACUUCCCGGAAAUCAGCUGGAAAUUUCGUUAGAGACUGCAUCAACGUAUGUUAGAGAGCAAAAAGGAAAUAAAUAUGGCUUCAAAUGUUCGAUCAUUGGUUAUGACAACAAGAAUUUUGUGAAAUUUCCAAGCACUUCAUUGAUUCAUUUAGAGUAUGAACUAUCUUAUUUGGGAGGCUUAUGCAGUGCAAAUUUAUUGAAAAAGGAUCUAAUUUUUUCUGAUGAUAUCAAUGACAGUGUGGUUAAUAUUGAGGAAAUCAUAAAGAAGCACUCUCAUCUGCUGUCGAAAGGAUUAAUGGUAUCUGAUGCUGUUCUCACUAUCAACAAUGCUCUUGAAUCGAAUUUGCCAAUCACGGAGCAAAGUUACGAGAAACAAUUUCUAAAGGACUUCAUCUAUGUUGCUGCGGGAUCUCCUGGUGCCCGCCUGGCUGCCUGGUUGCAACCAGAGUCGCGCCUUGAUCCGAAUAAAUGCGAAAUUAAAAUGUCACAAGAACCCUUGCGUUGCGGUUGGCCUUCUCAUUUCAUCAUUGAAACGCGGGAUCAGUAUGGGGACGAGAUUUUUGUGCCGGGGAUUAAGAUUGAAGUUAAGGCAUCUCUUGGAAGCAACUUGAUUUCCGAUAGCAACAGGAAAUUGCAUAUGAAAUCGCGUAACGACUCUUUAUACUUAGGAGGAGCUGCAUUACCUCCUAAGAUGAGCUACGAGUGCACCUUUAAAGAAAAAGAAAAAAGCUGCCUAAAGGCAAUCACCGCAAUGAAACCAUUCCAACAGUAUUCUUUUGAAGAGCUGCGAUAUUGCAAUACUAUUCAAAGCAAAACCACAGAGGUGUUAACUGCAAACGAUCUGGGCAAUAACACAUAUGGCGUAUUCUGGACACCGAGCGUGCCAGGAAAUUAUAGUCUUACAAUUACAAUCGAUGGUGUCAGCGUCGAGGAAAUUUAUCGUGUGGAUGUGAUUGAUGCUGGGCUACCGCCUCUAUCGCAGGAAACCACACUGAAGAAGGUGCAACCACCGACGAAAUUGCGGAAAUUCAUUGCAAAAAAUUCGGCUGGUUUGCGUGUACGGUUACAUCCUACCCUGCAGUCAGAUCAAAUUGGAAUUGUUAAACUAAAUGGUAUCGUUUCUUAUAUUGAUGAAAUGGAAAAUGACGACGGUCUGUGGGUUCGACUGUCAACGGAAUCGAUUCGCGAACACUGUACCUCGAGUUGGUUUCCAACCGAGGCUUGGUGUCUACAGUACAAUCAACAUCUAGGCAAGACGCUAUUGCACCCGAUUUUGGAAUCCAGCUCAACCAAAGCUUUGAUGGAACAGACGGAUCGUCCCACCGACGAGGCGUCAUCCGCCAACGAUGAGGAUCCAGCGGCCGUCAAACUGUUGCAGAUCACAGAAGUUUCGGAAGACAGUUCCAUGACUGCUUCCAAUAUAAAUGUUGGUAACUUGAAUCAGAGCAAUAUCGGGGCUGCCAUUGCCGGUGUUGUAGGAGGCGGUGCCAAAAAGAUGCAAGCUUUACAAAAGUGGCUUAAAGGGGACAGCUUUGAGGAAAACGAGGCUCUAAAAAAGCGGAAAAGCGAAGGAGGUGAACCAAGAAGUAACGGUAAUCGAUCAUUUGAUCGUAGCAGAAGCGUUAGUCCGGAAAUGUUUUCAUUACGAAGAUGCGAUUCAUCAAGCAGUACGAAAUCUGACGUAUCGAAGAAUGUACAAGAAAAGGGUGUUUUAAAGGCAGAUGAAAACAUGGAUGAUCGCAAAUCGCACGAAAAUUUGUCCAUCCCGGAAGGAAGUUUUUCUACCGGCAUCCCGUUUGGCAACAAAUCAUUGAAGAUCGAAUCCAAAGAGCUGCCAAAGCGUGCCUUAUCUCCGUCGAUUGCUGAAACACUGCGCGCAGUUUUCUCGGCUUUUCUGUGGCACGAAGGUCUCGUACACGAUGCUAUGGCUUGUGCAUCGUUUCUCAAAUUCCAUCCAAGUAUAUCUAAAAAAGAAAGCGAAAAUCUUCCCGUUGGUAAUCCUCACGAAUAUUUGUUGACUCGGGAGCAGAAAGUACUGCAACGUCACUCCGUGGAAAUUUCGAAUGCAGGAACAUAUUUGAAUAUUCGUCCGUCAACACUGGAAACUUUGGCCAAAAUCGGGAAUUGUUGUGUCCAUAAUAGAAAAUUGCGUAACCGAAAUGCUGACAUUUUCACAACAAGAGACGGAGAUCUUUCGCAGCCCAGUGCUCUGCCACCGGCUUUGCGCUGCUUAGUAUAUGUUUGGGACCAGCUCUGUUGCAAUUUUAUACACUUGGUAGAAACAAAUUCCAAUGAUAAGGAAAAUGACUUUAGUUCAUUGAAGUCGAACAAAUCGGUUGAAGAAAAAACGACCAACGUCAAAGGAGUUGGACAGAAAAAGGUUGAGGAUGGCUGCUGGUGUGAGCUUUGCGACGUGUUCCUGCCGAUCCCUGUUACGUAUCAUAUGAGAAUAGUGCACCCCGGCUGUGGAAAGUAUGCCAAGGGAAAAGGUUACAACUCGAUUGGAGUGUACUGUGAAGGAUGGGCUGGUAAUUGUGGUGAUGGAGGGCAAGGUGUUUCUAGUUGGUAUUUGAUGUGUGAGAAGUGUAGGACGAAGUACGUGAACUGUGCCAAAGUUAUAAACUACAACGAGAGUAAUAACACUGGUCACAAACUAGAUGGUAGUUCGAAUAUCUUGCUAGGAUUUGGGGCAGAGUCAACUAUACCUUCAGAGCUUUUUACCAUAAUGAAGGAGAACUCGUUUUUUCUUCUUGAACUUAAUUCAUAUAAUGGAGGUCUUAUCAACAAACCUUCCAACUCCUCAUCGGAUGCAACCGGUAUACAAGAACAAUGCAAUAACAGCAGAUACAGGAAUGUGGAUUUGAAUGAUUCGUAUGAUUCAAGCUAUUGUUUUGAAGACAAAAACAUCAAUUGGAGCGGGGGAGUGAAAAAGGAUACCAGUAGGAAUUUGUACGAUUCCUCUUCAGAGCUGAUGUGGCCCCCUCCCGACAUGUUAUCGUGUUUGGAGACACUCGGUGCGAAAACCAACAACGAUCUGACUUACGAAAUGCUGGGAAUGAAUGUGGUUGAUAUCCAUCCCUAUGACAUGAAGGUUCUUGAUGAUGCUUCAAUGGAGAUUGGUGAUACUUAUACUAAGAAUAUACUAAUUUCGCCAGCCAUUCCAUCAACUAGCAAAUUUCACCGCAGUUUCUCCAUGGGGCAAGGUUGGAAUACACCUCAAAAUAAAUUAGUAACAGAGUACAAUCAACAGAAUAAAAUAGAAAAUGGAAUCAAACACGAAGUAACCAGCAACGUGGUUUUAAGGCGCAAGAAACAGUGCACGUGUACAAGUGGGGACUCGAAUCUUCUUAAUUAUCCAUCGAUCAAUUUGCAAAAACUGGUACCGGAUCACUUACUGACUAACAGCCUUUCGAAAGAUUCCACCCCUACUAGUAAAAACAAAAGUAAGAUCAACAGCAAGAUAAACGACAAAAAUAACAUUCAAACUAAUCCACGAGCGGCCCUAGCGGUGAAUGGAAAACGACCAGAUGAAAUAAACUUUUCAGAAUUUCUAGAGUUGUACCACAGUAAUGCAAGAGAAAACUGUGAUAAGGCCAAAAUCACAAACGAUAAACCCGAUGUGUCUGGAUCAGAUGGUUCCAACUCAGCUUACAAGUUGGAUGUUCAAGCCGGUGCGUUGUCUCUUCUCAAUAGACCAUCGAUGACUUUUAUGCUAGAAAAACAUGACUUGAAGAAGCUGCGCCAUUUAAUGACUCGAAAUUUGAGAAAAACUGUUUGUAACAUUUACAGUUUACAAGCAUUGAAUUGGCUGUUGAGGUCUGUUACCCAACCCAUUGGUUUGCACGACAUCAUGUGGUGGUUUAUUUCAUCCCUAUCGUAUUCUACGCUUGACAAUGAGGAUGAGCUCAAGUUAAACGAAGGCGUGCUUGGCCUCGAACACCCGGGAUCGAAUCAAUUCAACGGACCUCUAUCACAAACGCUUUCACAAAGCUUACAUUUUCUGUUGCAAACGGUAGCAGAUCUAACAUUACUGUUGCCCUCAGGAUCCUCUUUGCAGAAAACUGCUGUUCAAUGUUUCGGACUCAAGUUUAAGCAAUCGGACCAUCAGUUCCUACAUCGAUCGCACGUGUUCGGUAAUAUAUCGAAAAUUUUAUCGAAAUCAGAGGAACAGAGUGAUGAAAACUUAAUCCCAUCGAUGGCAAUGCUAAAUUCCUACUCAAACAAUAUUGAGGGAUGUUUGGAAGAUUGUAUAAGAGUCAACUUACUCAGCGAUAUCACGGAAAUUUUCGAUCUCAUCGUAUCGUCUCGACCCGCACUAGCCAAUUCCUUGAUUGACAACUCGACGGAAACGUUCUGGGAAAGCGAUGAAGAAGAUCGGAAUAAACCAAAGAUUAUUGAGCUCACCAUGAACCGCACCAAUUAUCACUGUAAAGUUAUCUAUGUGCACAUCGAUAAUAGUCGAGAUAUUGGGAGCAAAGUGUCCAGCAUAUUAGUGUACGGAGGAAGUUCUUUCGGGGAAACAUCGUUGCAGAAAACGAUUGAGGUGGAUCCUUUAGCUUGUUGCUGGAUAUCGGCAUCGAUCAUGGAUGAUGAAUGUACCCACUACCGGUUGGAGUUCCGUGGACCAGAGGCAACCCUUCGUGUACGUCAGAUCAAACUAUUAGGUUAUACUGCAGACGAAAAGGCGGCUCAAUUCAAACACAAUUUGAAGAUGAUCAACGCUAAUUAUAUCCAACAGAAAAAUUGUGAAACUGAAACUUUGCGUGUGUUUCGCCUGCUUACGGGACAGGUAUUUGGGAAACUUAUUCUGGAAAGUGGCAAAAACAUCAACUACGCUAGUAGUAGCACGCCAAUCUCAUCAAAAACGAAUGAAUCAACGGCGAUAUCAUCGUCUACGGAGUCAUUGGAUUUACGAGAACACAUGGUUGGCAUCUUGUUCAGUCGCAGUAAAUUAAGCCAUCUUCAGAAGCAAAUAAUAGUACAUAUUGUAUAUGCCAUCCAGAAGGAAGCUCUACGAUCACGAGAGGAAUGGGAGCACAAUGUGCUGUAUAGUGCAGAUAACGAAACCGACUUUGAGGACAACAUCAAAUUAAAUGAUACGUACUGCUUCGAAAUGUUGAGCAUGGUGCUGGCGCUAUCCGGCAGCGCUGUCGGAAGGUCGUAUCUAUCACACCAGCACGGACUGUUGAAAGAUUUGUUUUCGCUGCUCCAUACAGGUAGUGAUCGAGUGCAACGCCAAGUUACUGCGUUGAUACGUCGUAUUCUGCCUGAGAUUUCUCCAGAAACACUUUGUGAGUUAUUAGUUGUUGAAAAAAUUCCAGAGACAGACUUUAACCUGCUCAGUCAGAAUAACGAAAUGUUCAACAUGAAUAAAUGCGGUAUUCUGGAUAUAUUCCUAGCUGUUAUAGCUAAAGCACUACAGGUUCAGAUAAAAGUCAAAAACAAUUCCAAUAAAAACCCACCAACCAUGAAGCUGUGGCGGUACAUGAACAUAUGUAGAAUUGACGAUUGCGAUAAAUCUACCCUCCAUAAACUUUCAACAACCAACUCACAGAUUAGUAAUGUAGAAUCUGAGCGUGUAGUAACCAAUCUAAAAGACAGCCCUGUAGCCGAUCAGUACGAUUUUGAGGUAUCAUCAUCUGAGUUCCUCGAUGAUAAAACAAACGACGACAAUUCGAUUGCAUUCGAUGGUUGCCGAUCCAAACCGGGCAUUCGCAUUGAGCCAGCAAUUAAACCUCGUUGGUUUCUUAACGGAACGAUCUCAUCUAAACAGGCUGAGAACAUUAUGAUACUUAUACGUGACAUGGCUCACGGAAAAUUAUCGGAGAAAUGGUCCCUAAUCACGAAGGCUGCCAUUGCAGAGUGCAUUCUUAACAUUACACGACUUUCGGAUGUUUAUCGGGUUCCAGAAACCUGUAUGACAACGCCUACACUAUGGCUAACACUAGCUAGUUUAUGCGUUCUUGAUCGUGAUCAUGUAGAAAAACUAUCAUCCAGUCAAUGGUCGAAACAAUCGGAAUCUAGACCCCUUUGUUCCAAUCACGAUGAUGAUGUCACGUAUGCUAUGAUAAUUUGUAGUCUUUGUGGGUCACUGUGCUCUGAUUGCGAUCGGUUUCUGCACCUAAACCGGAAAACUAGGAAUCAUUAUCGAACGGUUUGCAAAGAGGAGGAGGAAGCAAUACGUGUUGAGUUACACGAAAGUUGCGGCAGGGCGAAGCUAUUUUGGUUGUUGGCACUUGUAGACUCAAAGACGCUGAAAGGAAUGCUAGAAUUCAGGAAUGGUAAUAACACACUCGUUUGCGAUCCACCGAAUGCAAUUGGUGUGUGUCGUUUCUGCGGCAUAACCGGUACAACUGGUCUGCUGGCAGUAGGAAACGUAUGCGUCGACCAACAGUGUCAGGAGUACGCAGCAAAUGCUUGUACCAAAAUGUUGCAAUGCGGGCAUCUUUGUGGAGGUAUCGUUAACGAGGAAAGAUGUUUGCCUUGUUUACAGCAAAAAUGCCUGGCAGCAGAGAGCAAAAGUAAUGAAAAGGAACCAAAACUAACACAGGACGCGGAUGAUAUGUGUAUGAUUUGCUUCACGGAGGCGCUUUCUUCUGCACCUUCGAUACAGUUGGAUUGUGGACAUGUAUUUCAUUGCCACUGUUGCAAAGCGGUUCUCACUCGGCGUUGGAAUGGACCUAGAAUUAGUUUUGGCUUUUCACAGUGUCCUAUUUGUAAGAUGGAUAUACAGCACUCUGCUCUGGUGGUUAUUUUGGAACCGAUUAUGUUAUUGAAGGCAGACGUAAAGAGAAAGGCUUUGAUGAGGUUGGAGUAUGAAGGAUUAACUAAAACUUUGGACAGUAAAAAUUUGUCUGCCUAUGCUAUGGAACGAUAUGCUUACUACGUGUGUAGUCAGUGCGAUAAGGCUUACUAUGGAGGAGAAGCUCGAUGCGAUGCUGAUCUCGGUGAAAACUAUGAUCCACAGGAGCUAGUAUGUGGUGGCUGCAGUGAUGUUGUCAAAGCCAAGAUGUGUCCGAAGCAUGGAACAGAUUUUCUUGAAUAUAAAUGUCGCUACUGCUGCUCAGUUGCAGUAUUUUUCUGUUUCGGCACGACGCACUUUUGCGACACAUGUCACGACGACUUUCAGCGACUUACGAAUAUUCCUAAAAAUAAAUUACCCAAAUGUCCUGCCGGACCCAAGGCAAAGCAGCUGAUUGGCGAAGAGUGUCCGUUACAUGUCAUACAUCCACCCACAGGAGAAGAAUUUGCUUUAGGCUGUGGCAUUUGUCGAAAUGCUCACACAUUUUGAGAUUUUUGAAGCAAUCCGAAAAAAUGGAUCAUAGUUUAUUUUUCUUUUAAUUGUUAAAAAACGCCUCUUUUAUAAAAGACUGCUUUAUUUUAGGUUAAACAUAGUGAUUUCGUGUUUCAAAUUAAUUUUUGGUCUCACUUUCAAUUCAAUUAUCAAUAUGUUUUCACGAAUGAUUUCAGCUUAAACUUGACUACGGUUUCCCCGUUCAUUCAUUGUUUUGAUCUACUGGUAAAGAAGCUAUAUUCAAGCCGUUAUAUGUCAAAAUUUCAAGCAUUACUCCAGAUUUAGAUACUAUAGACCCCACAAAUUUUUGUUUCGAUUCAGCAUGCAAUUUACAAUGGAUUUCUUUUUGAAAACGCUCGACAGUCGUCGAAGGAUCUCACAUAACCGUACUAGAUAUAUAAUAUUUAUUUACAAAAUACUAAUUAGGAGCUUCGCAAUGAUACGCCUGACUAAUACCCUAACAAGUACGCAUCUUACUACCAGAUGGUCUGCUCAGAUUGUAACAUCUGAAUAAAUUCUCCGAAUGUUUUGAA